This is a messenger RNA of Equus quagga, 15197 nucleotides long. It is a transcript of the gene TET1, whose product is annotated as tet methylcytosine dioxygenase 1. The coding region runs from base 261 to 6698 and encodes 2145 amino acids. Gene Ontology annotation, molecular function: DNA 5-methylcytosine dioxygenase activity; DNA binding; zinc ion binding. Gene Ontology annotation, cellular component: nucleus. The transcript has 12 exons. Lineage: Eukaryota; Metazoa; Chordata; Mammalia; Perissodactyla; Equidae. The record is from RefSeq and is a predicted model, not a curated record. Gene Ontology annotation, biological process: oxidative demethylation; positive regulation of transcription by RNA polymerase II.
CCGCGCCCCUCGCGCCCGCCGGGGCCCCGGGCUCCGAAGUUGUGGGGACCAGCACGAGUUGGAAAGUUUGCCCGAGGGCUGGUGCAGGCUUGGAGCCGGCGGGACGCGCGCUGCCCUCGGAGCCCGAGCGAGCCAGCGACCAAAAUCUUGUGUGACUGAGCUCAACCAUGGUGCAUCAAGAUUCUCCUCAGAAGUGAGACUUUCCAAAGGACCAAUGACUCUGUUCCCUGUGCCCUUUCAUUUUUUCCCACUCCGUAGCUAUGUCUCGAUCCCGCCAUGCAAGGCCUUCCAGAUUAGUCAGGAGGGAGGAUCUAAACAAAAAGAAAAACAGCCAACUGAAGAAGACAUCCAAGCCAGCCAACAAAAACGGGGCAUCAGUCAAGACUGUGAGCCCUGGAAAAUUAAAACAAUUGAUUCAAGAAAGAGAUGUUAAGAAAAAAACAGAACCCAAACCACCUGUGCCAGUUAGAAGCCUUCUGACAAGAGCUGGAGCAGCGCGAAUGAAUUUGGAUAGAACUGAGGUUCUUUUUCAGAACCCAGAGUCCUUAACUUGCAAUGGGUUUACAAUGGCUCUCCGAAGCACCUCUCUUAGCAGGCGACUCUCCCAACCCCCAGUGGUCAUAGCCAAACCCAAGAAAGUUCCACCUCCUAAAAGUUUGGAAAAGCAACAUGAGUGUGAUUAUAAGGUACUUACGGACAUGGGAGUAAAGCACUCAGAAAAUGAUUUUGUCCCAAUACAAGACCCCCUAAUCCCUCCUGAUCUAGAGAAUCUAAUCAGCUUACAAAAUGCAUCUUUAAUUAAAGGUGAGAGCCAAGAGACAACUCAGUCUUGGUCCCAAAGGGUCGAGGAUUCCAAAAUAAAUAUCUCCACUCACAGUGGCCCUGCAGCAGAGAUCCUUUCUGGGUCACUGGAAGGGACACCUGGUGGUGAAGGACUGUUCUCUCAAGAGACGUCAAGUGAUAUCAGUGAUUCCCCUAAAAUGUUUGCUCGGGGCACUCUGUGUGCUCCUUUGCUCCAAAGAGCAGCCCUCAAGGUUACCUCUGAAGGAAAUGCCAGCAUUCAGUUAGAAGAUUUGGGUUCACGAGUAGAAUCUCUUAAGCUAUCUGAUUCUUACCUGGAUCCCAUCAAAAGUGAACAUGAUUUCUGCCCCACCUCCAGCUUUAAUAAGGUUAUACCUGAAUUGGACCUUAAAAACUGUUUGUCUAUUGGUGGGUCAAUAUAUCCUACCUCAUUAAUAAAACUCCUUUUGGCAGGCUCAGAACAAGAAACCCUUGGUGCUAAACCAGGUCAUCAAGAGGUACUCAAAGCUACCCCAGAUCACCGGGAAGUUCCUGAUACCACCCCUGUCGUAAGACAGGUCUUUAAUACUGUCCCACAUCAAUGGGAAGUUCCUGGUGCUAACCUAGUUCUUGGAGAGGCUCUGGGUGAGACCCCAGACCCACCAGAGAUUCCGGGUGCUGUUCCAGUUCAAGGAAAGGUUUUUGGUGCUAUCUUAAAUCAACAAAUCCCUGGUAUGGGUGGUGGUACUGCCUCAGACCCACCAAUCUUCCUUCCUGCUCCUCUAAACCCAAUUGCUACCUAUAAUGCUCUCCCAGAAUGGCCUGAGCCCCAGGGCACUGUUUCAUAUGGGCUUGAGGUUCAGGGCGCUAUGCAGAUUUUGCCUUUGGGCUCAGGUCACACUCCUCUACCAUCGUCAAACUCAGAGAUAAGUUCGAUACCUCCAGUAAUGGCUAUAAGCAAUAUAGAAAAUGAGAAGCAGGUUCAUAUAAGCUUUCUGCCAGCUAACACUCAGGGGUUCACGUUAGCCCCUGAGAGAGGACUCCACCGUGCUUCACAGGGCAUUGCCCAACUCUCCCAGGCUGGUCCCAGCAAAUCGGAAGAAGAGAGCUCCCAGAUCAGCAAGACCAGCAUGGUUGACAUCAACACCACAGUGGUGUCUAGGCCAGUGUCACUUGCCAGUACCUCCUCUUCUCUUUCCUAUACAACUUUGCUACCUACUUUGGAAAAGAAGAAACGAAAGCGAUGUGGGGUCUGUGAGCCCUGCCAACAGAAGACCAACUGUGGUGAAUGUACUUACUGCAAGAACAGAAAGAACAGCCAUCAGAUCUGUAAGAGGAGGAAAUGUGAGGAACUGAAAAAGAAACCAUCCGUCAUUGUGUCUUUGGAGGUUAUAAAGGAAAACAAGAGGCCCCAGAGGGAAAAGAAGCCCAAAGUUUUAAAGGCAGAUUUUGACAACAAACCAGUAAAUGGCCCCAAGUCAGAAUCCAUGGAAUACAGCAGAUGUGGUCAUGGGGAAGAACAAAGAUUGGAGUUGAACCCACAUCCCCUUGAAAAUGUAACUAAAAAUGAAGAAAGCAUGACAGGUGUUGAAGUGGAGAAGUGGAUGCAAAACAAGAAAUCACAUUUAACUGAUCAUGUAAAAGGAGAGUUUAAGGCAAUUGUGACAGAAGCUGAAAAACUGAAAAACUCUGAUGGUGACAGGAAAAAAGUCCUACUUACUGACCUCCUUGAACCUCAAAAAUUGUUUGCACAAACUGUAAGAAAUGGCAUUAAAAAUGUACACUAUUUAUCAACUGAAACAAAUGUGUCUUUUAAAAAAUUCAAUAUUGAAGAAUUUGGCAAGGCAUUUGAAAACAAUUCCUAUAAAUUCCUGAAAGACACUGCAAAUCAUAACAAUGCCAUGAGCUCCAUUGCUACUAGUGCGAGCUGUGAUCAUCUUAAAGGGAGAAGUAAUGUUUUAGUCUUCCAGAAGCCUGGCUUUAACUGCAAGUCUUUUUCAGAUUCUGCAAACUUCAACUUAAAUAGUCAUGCCAGUACAACUAUCGGAAGUGAGCAACCAAAAUCUCUAGAAAAUAUACCAAGUAAAGAACCAAAAGAUGGAUCUCCAGUUCAACCAAGUCUUCUAUCCCUAAUGAAAGACAGGAGAUUAACUCUGGAACAAGUGGUAGCCAUAGAAGCUCUGACUCAACUAUCAGAAGCCCCUUCAGAAAAUUCGUCACCAUCAAAGUCAGAAAAGGAUGAAGAAACAGAGCAGAGAACAGCUAGUUUGCUUAACAGUUGUAAAGCUAUCCUCUAUUCUGUAAGAAAAGACCUCCAAGAUACAAACUUACAAGGGGAGCCACGAAGCCUUCAUCAUUGUCCAUCUUUGGAAAAGCAAAGUUCAUGCAACACAGUGGUGUUCAAUGGCCAAAACAUCAUUUCAAAGUCACACAAUAGCUUGUCUCCUAACCAAGCAUCCACAAAGUCACCGGAAUGUUCAAAAAUCACAAAUUCAAUAUCUCUUUUUAUACCAAAUUCAAAUUCAUCUAAAAUUGACACCAAUAAGAAUGUUGCUCGUGAUAAAAUUACUCCUGACAAUUGUUCCAAGAAUUUGCAUCAGUUGCCACCAACAAGUAAUAAAUUGGGGUAUUGUAACCAGUCACUGGACAGCAGUAAAAAAUUGGACUCAAAGGAUGAUCCAUCAUGUCAAGAUACAGUUCACAGUAAAAUAGAGGAAGAUGUUGCAACACAGUUAACACAGCUUGCAUCAAUAAUUAAAUUCAAUUAUAGAAAACCAGAGGACAAAAAAGUUGAAAGUACACCAACAAGCCAUGUUGCAUAUAAUGUCCAGCAUGUACAGCAAAAGUAUAGUCAGGAGAAGGGCACAAUACAACAGAAACCACCGUCCAGUAUACAAAAUAAUCAUGGCUUAUCACUAACAAAGCAAAAGAACACAACCCAGAAAAAGACAAAAUCUACCCCAUCAAGAGAUCGGCGGAAAAAGAAGCCUGCAGUUAUAAGCUGUCAAGAAAAUGACCAGAAAAAGCAGGAACAGUUGUCAUAUCAGUAUAGCAAGUUACAUGACAUUUGGAUAGCCUCUAAAUUUCAAAGAUUUGGUCAAUUUGGUCCACAUGAUUUUCCUAUUCUCUUGGGAAAAAUUCCUCCCCUAACCAAAGUAUGGAAACCACUGACCCAAACGAGUUCAGCAUUAGAACACAAAAAAUUAUUUCCUCCACUUGCUCAGAUAAAAUUUGAGCGAUAUCCUGAAUUAGCACAGGAAAAAAUAAUGAAGGUUGAACCAUUGGAUUCUCUCCCCACAUCCCAGUUAAAAACAGAAUCCAAUGGGCAGGCGUUUACAGAAAAAGUUUAUAAUUCUCAGGUACAGCCAACAGUGAAUGUCGAUCAGAAAGCUCACCCUGUACUCCAGCCCUCCUCUCCAGCUAACCAGUGUGCUAAUGCGAUGGCUGGCGAUGACCAAACACAGUUCCAGCAGGAUGUUAAAGACCAACUGAUACAUCAGAGACUGCCAACAUUGCCUGGUAUCUCUCAUGAGCCCCCAUUACCGGACCCAGCACAAAUUCUCAGGAAUGUAAAUGUGGUAUGUUCAGGUGGAAUUACAGUGGUUUCUACCAAAAGUGAAGAGGAUGUCUGUUCAUCUAGUGUUGGAGUAUCAGAAUUUUCCCCAGUAGACAGUGCACAGAAAAGUUUUAAUGAUUACGCCAUGACCUUCUUUACUAAUUCUACAAAAAACCUGGUGUCCACAACAAAAGAUUCCGAAUUGCCAACCUGCAACUGUCUUGAUCGAGUUAUACAAAAAGACAAAGGCCCAUAUUAUACACACCUUGGGGCAGGACCAAGUGUUGCUGCUGUCAGGGAAAUCAUGGAGAAUAGGUAUGGUCAAAAAGGAAACGCAGUAAGGAUAGAAAUAGUAGUGUAUACUGGAAAAGAAGGAAAGAGCUCUCAUGGGUGUCCAAUUGCUAAGUGGGUUUUAAGAAGAAGCAGUGAUGAGGAGAAAGUUCUUUGUCUGGUUCGGCAGCGUACAGGCCACCACUGUCCCACUGCCGUGAUGGUGGUGCUCAUCAUGGUAUGGGAUGGCAUUCCUCUCCCGAUGGCUGACAGAUUGUACACGGAGCUUACUGAAAAUCUAAAGUCAUACAAUGGUCAUCCCACAGACCGAAGAUGCACUCUCAAUGAAAAUCGUACCUGUACAUGUCAAGGAAUUGAUCCAGAGACUUGUGGAGCUUCAUUCUCUUUUGGCUGUUCAUGGAGUAUGUAUUUCAAUGGCUGCAAAUUUGGUAGAAGCCCAAGCCCUAGAAGAUUUAGAAUUGAUCCGAGCUCUCCCUUACACGAAAAAAACCUUGAAGAUAAUUUGCAGAGUUUGGCUACACGAUUAGCUCCAAUUUAUAAGCAGUAUGCUCCACUUGCGUAUCAAAACCAGGUGGAAUAUGAACAUGUUGCCCGAGAAUGUCGUCUUGGCAGCAAAGAAGGUCGUCCUUUCUCUGGGGUCACUGCUUGCCUAGACUUCUGUGCUCAUCCCCACAGGGACAUUCACAACAUGAAUAAUGGAAGCACUGUGGUUUGUACUUUAACUCGAGAAGAUAACCGUUCAUUGGGUGUUAUUCCUCAAGAUGAGCAGCUUCAUGUGCUGCCCCUGUAUAAACUUUCAGACACAGAUGAGUUUGGCUCAAGGGAAGGAAUGGAAGCCAAGAUCAAAUCUGGAGCCAUCGAGGUGCUCACACCCCGCCGCAAAAAAAGAACACGUUUUACUCAGCCAGUUCCUCGUUCGGGAAAGAAGAGAGCAGCAAUGAUGACAGAGGUUCUUGCUCAUAAGAUCAGGGCAGUGGAGAAGAAAUUCAUUCCUCGGAUCAAGCGGAAGAAUAACUCAAUGACAAACAGCAGUAAGACUUCCUCGCUGCCACUUUUAGGGAGUAAAACUGAGACCUUGCAACCUGAAAUAAAAAGUGAAACUGAACCCCAUUUUAUCGUCAAAGAUUUGGACAACACUAAAACCUACUCACUGACCCCAUCCAUUCCUCACCCAGUGAAAGAGGCAAACUUAUCUCCAGGCUUCCCCUGGUCCUGUAACACUGCUUCAGCCACAACAGUUCCUUUUAAGGACGGCGCAUCAGAUCCGUACGGGUUUUCAGAAAGAGGUAGCAAUCCCCACUGCACAAUGCCUUCUGCAAGACACAGUGGUGCUAAUGCAGCUGCUGGGGAAUGCACUGGAAGUGCACAGCCUGGUGAAGUGGUUCCUCUUCCCACCUUGUCUACUCCUGUGACAGAUUCCCUGGUUUAUUCUGAGCCUCCUACUGGUCCAUCUGAGCAGCUAACUUCUAAUCAGCCAAACCAGCAGCCCCCAUUCAUCACCUCUCCUCAUGAACUUGCUUCCUCUCUGGUGGAAGAAGAUGAGCAGCAUUCUGAAGUAGAUGAGCCUCUAUCAGAUGACCCCCUCUCAGAUGACGCCCUGUCACCUGCUGAGGAGAAGUUGCCCCAUAUUGAUGAGUAUUGGUCAGACAGUGAGCACAUCUUCUUGGAUGCCAACAUUGGUGGGGUGGCAAUAGCACCUGCUCACGGCUCUGUUCUGAUUGAGUGUGCCCGGCGAGAGCUUCAUGCUACGACUCCCGUUGAAAACCCAAACCGGAAUCAUCCAACACGCCUCUCCCUCGUCUUCUACCAGCACAAAAACCUGAAUAAGCCCCAACACGGUUUUGAACUAAACAAGAUUAAGUUCGAGGCUAAAGAAGCUAAGAAUAAGAAAAUUAAGGCCUCAGAGCAGAAAGACCAGGCAGCUAAUGAGGGUCCUGAACUGUGCCCUGAAGUUAAUGAAUUGAACCAAAUUCCUUCUCAUAAAGCAUUAACAUUAACCCAUGACAACGUUGUCACCGUGUCCCCUUAUGCUCUCACACAUGUUGCGGGGCCCUAUAACCAUUGGGUCUGAAGGCUUUUCUCCCCUUCUUAAUGCCUUUGCUAGUGCUGUGUAUUUUUUCAAGGUGCUGUUAAAAGAAAGUCAUGUUGUCGUUUACUAUAUCUUCAUCUCACCCAUUUGAAGGCUGAGGUAAAAAAAAAAAAAUGGGGUGGGUAUUUCUUAACUGUGACUAUAUUUUGACAAUUGGUAGAAGGUGCACAUUUUAAGCAAAAAUAAAAGUUUUAUAGUUUUAAAUACAUAAAGAAAUGUUUUGGUUAGGUGUUAACCUUGAUAGAAUCACUCAGUUUGGUGCUUUAAAUUAAGUCUGUUUACUAUGAAACAAGAGUCAUUUUUAGAGGAUUUUAACAGGUUCCUGUGCUAUGAUGUAAAAUCAAGACACACAGUGUUAACUCUACACAGCUCCUGGUGCUUAACCACAUCGACACAGUUAAAGAAUAAGCUGAGUUAUUAUUUCAUGGUGCCAUUGUUCCAACAUCUUCCAAUCAUUGCUAGAAAAUUGGCAUAUUCCUUUGAAAUAAACCAAUGAAAUGUUUUCUCUCUUAAAAUAUCUCUCCUGUAUAAAAUAAUUCGUUAUUGUUAGUAAUGGUUGGAGGCUGUUCAUAAAUUGUAAAUAUAUAUUUUAAAAGCACUUUCUAUUUUUAAAAGUAACUUGAAAUAGUAUAGUAUAAGAAUCCUAUUGUCUAUUGUUUGUGCAUAUUUGCAUACAAGAGAAAUCAUUUAUUCUUGCUGUGUAGGGUUCCAUCUUGUUAGCUGCAAUAUGUAUUCUAAUCAUGUAUAUGGUUUGUGUUUUUUUAAUGUGUCCUUUCUCCUUCAAAUAUUAGCUACUUAUAUAAAAUAGUUAGAUCAUGCAAAAAUUGUUAAUUAUCUCUAAAAUUGGAAUUAGGAAGUAUAUCACCAAAAUUGAUUACUGUUUUCUUUGGAACUAAAUAAGAGUGGUAUCUUCUGACUUAUUGAGCAACAGUGGCCCCAAUUUACGUUCACCCCAGCUUUCUCAGUAUGAUCCAUGAAAGGUGUUUCCAAGAGGAGAUGGGACAUAGGUAAUAGUAUUCAGAAGAGUCAAAUGCUUCUAAAGUUUUAGGAUUAUAAAAUACAAAAAUCAAGCAGCAAGAACCCUACCCAUCCCAAAUUGCCUUAUUUGUUCUGAAAGUUAUUGUGGUACAGAAUAAGAAUAAAAUGCCUGUAGAAAUCUUUUGAAAACAAAUUCCCUAUCAUCAUCACACACACCCACACCCUAGAAAAACAGUAGGAAUGGUAUUAUAAGUCUGGUUUUGUCCAUUAAGAGCUAAUCCAAAGUAGUUUAUCUAGGCAUAUUAGUUUUGGGAAUGUACUAACUCAUCUUCUCUGAUAAUUGCCUAUGUUCUAGGUAACAGGAAAAUAGGCAUUCCAUUUAUUUUAACCUGCCAUUAUUUUUUCCCGUUACUUUAUUGACUCAUAGCAAAACAAAUGGAAUUGCCCAAACAAAAUGUUUAGAACAAGAAGAAAUUUCAAUGAAAUACUUGAUUCUGUUAAAAUGCAGAGGUGCUAUAACAUUCAAAGUGUCAGAUUCCUUGGGAGUAUGGAAAACCUAAUGGUGCUUCUCCCUUGGAAAUGCCAUAGGAAGCCCACAACCGCUAACUCUCACAAUUCUGGUGCAAAAGCAAACAGUUCCAACAAACUCUCUAAAGAAAAUCUCGCUGUAACUUAUAUUAAAAUAAUAUAUGGUGCAAAGGAUCAGUUUCAAGCUUUUGACUAAUCCAAGUAAAGGAAUAUGAAGGGAUUGUAAAUAACAAAAUGCCCAUUGGUAGACCAUCAUUCUGUACAAGUAGAUUUCUGCUUCUUGAAUAUGUAAAAUAGGGUAAUUCAUUGACUUGUUUUAGUAUUUUGUGUGCCUUAGAUUUCUGUUUUAAAACGUGUAUAUUUUUGUGAGCCUAAGGUUUCUUAUACAUAUAAGUAUAUAAAUAAGUGAUUGUUUAUUGUUUCAGCUGCUUCAAUGAGAUAUUUACUAGUAUUAGACUAUCAGGAAUAUACCCUUGUGAUAUUUCGUUUUAGAUUUUAGGCCUUAGCUCCCACUAGAAAUUAUUUCCUCACCAGAUUUACUGGAUAAAGUUUUAAGACCCUUUAUCCAUCCACCCAUCUGUCCAUUCUUGCAUUCAAUACUCAUUGAAUGUCUGCAAAAUUUAAGUAUUAGUUUUUGUUUUUCUUUGAAUCGCUACCCAUGACAUAAUAAACUUGAAGAAUUAAAGUUCUAAAAGAAACUCUUACACAUAUUUUUCAAAGAAAUAGCAAAUUUCCUUCACAACAAUCCAUUGUGAUAUAUCUGCAGCAAUUCAAAUCAGUCACUAACUGUAAAUAAGUUCCUUAACAAUCUAAACUUGAAGCACCAAUGUUGACUUAGAGGAACAUUGGGAUUUGCGAAGUUAGUUUACCAAAACAAGUACAUGAAAAUAUCCAGUCUCAACUAAAAUGUUUCCAUUCCUUUAUUAUAAUUAACACCAUGAAUGGCCUGCCUCAACUGAUAACCGCAUGGUUGGAACCACACAGGAUUCCUACUUUGUUGGGCUCUGUUGCAAAAGUUUACCAGUUAACCAUCCCAUUGUCUGCCCUGUGACUUUUUUAAAAGCUUAUGCUUACUCAAUGUUCUGUAGCAUUGUGAUUGUAUGCGGGCUACACUGCUUUUAGAACACUUUCUCAUGAAGCAAGAAAUAAAUUUGUUUGAAAUGAUAUUUUCACUCAGAAGACUGGUCAUCUAACAUUAUUUCUGCACCUCUGUUAUGUUUUACUGUAAUGAUCACCUUUUGUUUUACAUCUUUUAUAGCACUCAAAUUGGGUUUUCAAUCUUCUGCCUUUGUUCAUGGUAUGAUAAUUGAAUUCAUUGAUAUAUGACCCCCCCAGGUUAGUCCAACCUCUUCAUAAUACAAACUUACCAACUAUAAUGAAAGAAUAACUCCUGCCUAUUGUAGAAUCCUACAAAAUAUGGUGCCCUUCAAAAUCUCAUUUCUAAUGGCUCUUAGGCUAUUGUUGAAAAACUUUGUUUCUUGUGCUUGUCAGCCUCACCUACAUCUUCUUUCCAAUGUAUCCACAAAGUACCAAAUAUGUCAUGUCACAAGCCUAAUUGAAAUAUAUAAUAAUUGGAAAGUGAGGCUAGCCAAAAAUGUAUAGCGGUAGGUAAAUUUUUGCAACAUGUUAGCAAAAGUUUUGCAUCUUAAAUAACCUUCUAACAUCUUUAUUAUGCAAUCUGCAUGUGGAUGAAAUAAUUUAAUUUGUUAAAUAUGAUGUUUCAACCAGAGGAGAUCCAUACACGCUUUACUUAAGACAUAACCCCAAUACAUACUUAACUGAAUGCAUACCCUUGUGUAAAUGAGAUACUGACUUAAUUCAUAUGAAGUAACCUGCUUUCUAAUGUCAUUACUUCAGUGGACUCCUACUGAUUAUCAUUUAUUUCACAAUAGCAUGUAUGAAAAUAAUCCCAAACUAUUUAAGUUUAGUCUUUUUAAAACAAAUUAUAUUAAGAUCUUUGAUCUGGGACAAAGUUUUGACAUUGCAUGACAACUUCCACCAAUACUGGGCACAGCAUUUCCUUUAAAUGUGCCAAGUAAGUGAGUAGCUGUAUGUGACCUUUAAUAAUAUAUAUCUACCUUCUGUUUCACAACUUCUUGAUGCAUGGAAAUCGUUUUUUCUUUGUCUAGAGUUAGUACAACACUGAGUUUUGAUCUUUUGUAGAAAUUUACAAUGGGAAUUGUGAAAUAAGGUAAUAUGGUAGUGGCCUCUCACAGAACUGGAAGACACCUUAGAAGUCAUAUAGUUCAAUAACUGGGGCCCAGAGAGCAGAAUGUCAAUGUAGGUGUGUAAUUAUGUUUGUAAGAAGAAUUUAAACAGUCGAAUGAAGGCCACUUUGUGGUUAGGAGGACUGUAGGAAAACAAACUUGAUUUGCUCACCCAGAUGGUAUUUUAUCAUGGGAAAUAACCUUUUUGGUACAAGUCAAAAAUAAAAUGGCUUUAGGUUUUUUCCUGAGAGGUUCAGGGAAAGAAGAUAAAUGAAAUUGGAUCAAGAUUCCCCGGCCUGCAGUUUCGUGGGCCUUGUGUGGGAAAUCUAACUGACUUUUACCUAUGAAACUGUCCUGUUAACUCAUCCUACAAAAUGUGGCAAUAGUCUUCUUUACUUUUCCAAUAAACAAAUAUCAAGUACUUAUACAGUACAGGCUUUUAUUUCCCCUGGAACAAGGGUUAGGCAUAUAUAAGGAGUUAUAAAAGAUUGAAUGUUUGAAAUAAUUGGGGAAAGUAUAUUUCCAUUGUAUAUAUUACUACAUGGGUAUGAUUGUACAGUCUUUUCACACCUACUACCUAGUUGGCCUCACAGUCAAGUCCCAGCGUAGUUUAUUUUGAUGUGGCUGUUUACAUGAAUUAGAAUAUUGUUUUAUUGUGCACAGCUCCUAAACCUGCCCCUGAGUUUAUUGAACUCGUAACUCUGGUGUCAGUAGUAUGACACACUUAACCAAGUGAUAGAUAUGAUCAGUGCCCUGAUUCCUGAAGGAGUCUGAAUUUAUCCAAAUCAAAUUGUGCUCCAUGUUGAGCCUCCUUCUAACAAGGUUAGAAAAUGAUGCCAUCCAUGGCUCUGGAAUGCAAUUCAGAAAGAAUCUACAUCAUUUAUCAGAAGCUGAAUUUGAGUAUUUUCGUAGAAUGUAUUGCGUUUCAUUGGCAUCUUUUUGCUUUUCUCUUGUAUGUAAAAUAGAGACUAAGUUCCUAUGUUAAUUUUGAAGACAGUGGAAGAAGCCAUCACUCUGUCCACACUGAACUCUACAAACUUUAAUUCUCUGCAUUCCAGUAUCUGGGUGACUUUUUUUCAAUCCCUGUUUCUUCUGGGCAUCCAAUCAAAUACCACGGUUUGCUUCAAAAGGCAUGUAUUUUAUUCCUUCAAGUAACCCAAAGGUAUUUCUUAUUUUGCCACUCUUAGUUUUCACUUCUUUAGGGCCCCACAGUGUGUUCCUCCUUGGGCAGUAUGCGGUAUUUGAUAUUUCUAGCUUUAAGAGUCCGCUACUAAUCUUUUCUUUGUUGGCUGUGCUCCUUUCCCAUCCCUUCUGUGACGUCCAUGAUCCUGCCUGGGUCACACAUUUUCCUCUAGUUUGUUCAGCUGUAGAUGUUCUCUAAAUUAAAGGAAAACUUAGUCUAAGGUAGGAAUGUUAUUUUCAGAUGUUAAACAUAUUUGCUGAUUUAACCCAUUUAUGUUUGAGUGCAACUUUGAAAAACCUUGGUUAACAGUAUAAAGCUAGUUUUUCUAGCAGCUGUUAUGAAAGGCAUUCUUUCUUGUCUUGUUCAUCAGAAAAAAAUCUUGCAGCUGUCAGAAACAUUUUCAUUUUUGGAGAAACAAUAUUGGAAAGUAAUUUGGUUUCUUCUCCAUUUAAGUGGUUAUAAACUUAGAAUCUUUGACCAGAAACUCAGCUUAUUAUUUUUCUUUUCUCAUUUUACUGAAGCUACAGUGUCAUUAAGUAUAUUUUCAUUCUUUUUACCAUUUUUAUCCUUUCCUCUGACUUUGCUUAAAUUAAAACUCUAUUGUUUCCCCUCUCUCUUGUUCUGCCUGCAUUCCCUGUGUCUCCCACGCAAAUACACAUGCUUCAUUUUAAGAAUAGCAGUGAUCUUGGUCAAGUUGUCUUCUUGUCUUUUAAAAUCAUGUCUCACAAAUCCUUUUUGGAAUGAAACCAAAACGAAUCAAGAGCUUGUAUUCAGCCCUUUUCAGUUAGAGGCGAAUUCAGUUUUUAGGAACCAAUAGUGGUCAUAAGACCGCAGGUUACAUCGAGUGCUCUCUACCAAUCCCAACAAUGUUUGAGUCUCAACUCAUUUACUAGUGUUGGAACGUUUUACAAAACAUUAUGUAAGAAGGUAAAUAUUCUAUCACUAUUUCUAUACAACUUUGCUAUUUCUGAACAAUGCAUCAUAUAAUUAUAAAUUAUCUGACCAGUGACUUUGAGUUAGUAACGGGUCUGAUCUAUAGAAUAGACAGCAUUUUUUUGCAUGUUUCCCUCCAUAUCUCCUGGCCCAAUUUUGUGAGUGGUAUCUAUUUUCUAAUGUAAAUUUACCGUUUUGGAAUUGGGUUGUUGGCAAUAAUAGGAACUAUUUAUAAUCUGGAUGAGAAAGGUUAAAAAAUUAACUGAAAGUAAUUAGAAGCGUUCUUAAAGAUUGGGUAAUUCAGUCAUCAGAAGUUCUUUUGAAUGCAAUAGGGGGAAGUUAAAGGGCAGAAAGGAGGGAGAAUUGUGUUCCUCUCAGCAAUCUGCAGGUUCGCUCUGCCAGCUCAACACCGAGAAAUACUUAUAAUAUUUCUUCUCCGCACUGCAUACCAGUUUUAUCUGAAAAAUAGCAGCUCAAAAUGAAGAAUCAUUUUGAAAGCAAAUACAAUGGAAAGAAAAAUUAUAAUCCUUGUACUUCAUAGUGUUUUCGGUUAUCAAGCUGCUUUACUUUGAGCUGUUUUUAUCUCCCCAACACCGAGGGUUGGACCGAGAACAUAUCUUACUGGGGAAGAACCUGCAGAUUAGCAAGAACAGCAAAGGGCUUGCUCCAAGUCACACAGCAAGUCAGCCCGUCUGAAACCAGAACAUCUAACAUCUGCAGACGGCUAGAUGCAUCUCUGCACCAUAUGCUAUACUUAGAGAGUUUUACCAAGUAGAAAUUCUGUCAGAUUUGAUCUAAGAAUAAUAUAAAAGCUACUUAUUGUAUGCAAAACAUGCUUCUGAAUUUCUUUGUUUCCACUAUUAUUUAGCCAGCUAUUUUCUUGUGCAUACUUUGGGGGGUCUCCCCUAAUUCCCAGGACUUCUGCAUUAGGGCUGAGACUAGUGAAGUUUUAUUUUUAACCCCUGUAAGAAAAUUUUUUUAUAAAAAUGUCUCUGGACUACUAAAAGAGAGGGAAAUGUCCUAAUUAAGAUUUGCUUAAAAAAUAUUAUUUUAAAAAAGACUAAGUUCAGCAACUAAUAACCAAAGUUCAAUGUAUUUGUUAUGUUGAGAUGCAGGUUUCUUGAAGGGAAUGUGAUGGGUAAACUAUUUUAGUUCCCAGGCAUUCAUGGUAAAAACAAAGUUCUUGUCAUCUUUUAGAGAUAGUACUGUCUCCCACUUGUUUGAAUUUUUGUUUUGUUUUGUUCCACUUUGUUUCCAGCCACGUAAAAUCUCUGAGUCAAAGGUUGAACAUACCUUUGCCCAGAGAAUUAAGAAAAAUAAUGACAUGUAUUUGUAAAGUUUUUAGUAAGCUCUUUGUAAAUUUAAGGAGUUAGAAUAUUUUGGCUAUUCCAUCAGUAAAUUAUGGGUUACUAAUGAGAAACCCAGGCCAAACUGCCCUAAAUAGUCAAAUAAAUUCCACUUUUGGUGAUUGAGUUCAGUAACUGCCUGUCCUCACUAAUGCCUGUUUGUGACAUAAAAUGGCUGAUGACAGGACUUUACAAAAACAGCUCUUUUAAAAAAAACAAAGAUUAAAUAUUUUUUAUCACUAUGUACCGUCAUUUUUUUUUAACUUAACAUUAUUAUAGGUGCUUUAAAAGAAAUAUUUUUUCAGAAAUGGUCUUAUAGUGAAAAAUAAAGGGCAGCUUUUGCAUUAUGACAAAUGGGUGGAUGGUAAUCUUUGGGUUACUAAGAAAUCAUGAAAUGUUCCCUAAAGAGAAACCCGUAAAACUGCUUGGCAGAAAGAAAAGCAUUAAUGUCUAGUUUCUUCAUUUUCUCUUAUGCUAUAUAGUGACCUACCAACCAAUCAUAUCCAUCUGUACAUACAAUGAUGCAUAUCAAUACGUGUUCAAAGGAGAAGACUGAGUGCUCAUCAUUAGUGGGAGUAAAAUAUUCACAAGUUUUUACCAUGGUGGAAUAGAGUAGUGCUAAGUUCCCAAUAGAGAAAUAUCAAUUUCACAAGUUAAUAUUCCUGUCUCUAGCUGACUUUUUCUUUCUUUGGAGUGUAUUUACUAUUUAUUUUGUACCUUUGAUUUUUUUGCUUUAGGGGAUUUAUUUUUACCUAAUGCCGUCCUACUGUAUUGAAUAUCCCAUACAAUGAAUAAGUUAGUAAGGAAAAGAUUUUAAAACUCCACAAAUAUUCGUUUUUGAUUCUUAACAUAUUGGGGAAAAGUUUAAAGAAAAAGCACUUCACCAUGUAGAAGGGAAAGAGAGAAUCUUAAUUGUGAUGAUUUCAAUUCAGGAUCAACAUGUAGUGCUCUGCAAAAAGGGAACACUUACUAGCAGUACUUGAAGACUCGUGAGUUGGAAUUGCAUGUUACUUGAAAGACCUAAUUAAGCUAAAUUUUGGUGCACAGCAGUUGUACAUGAUUUCAUGUUUAUGUAGCAAAAUGCAUUGAAAUGUACUAGUAUUGAAACAUACAUGUAAAGAUAGUCGUGGAAAUUGUCUGAUAUUUUCUUUGUGUGUCUCAUUUAUUUAGAGCAUAAAGUUUCUUUUUUUUAAUUGUUCUAACUGAAUAAGGCUAAAUGAAUACUGUAAUUGAAAUUAUAUUUUAAAUCUUUGUCAUGAGUUUUUAAAAAAACUAUUGCAAAUUGUAUCAUUCCUGAUUACACAGA